CCAUUGUUCUCUGGCGAGGAUUCUCCAAGGAGUCUCAAAACAUGAGCUGGCUCAGAAAUGCCAAGAUACGCGUGGAGCAAGCUGUCAAGCAAAAGAAGAUCUUUAUGAUCCAAGGCCACUACCCAGUGAUCCGGAGCCUCUUGCGCCAGAGGGGCUGGGUAGAGAAGAUCCAUCACUUGGGGACCCCCCUGCCACCAUCGCGGAAGGAUCUGGGUGGCUCAGUAGUGGGUAACAGUGACACCACAAAGGAUGAGGACGAAGACGAAGACAGUGCGUUGCGGCUACCACAGCUGUUUGACUUUCGUGAUUUACUGGAAUUUGAUGACCUAGAUGGGACACAUGCUGUGAUGUCCCGCAUGGUUCAGGCCCAGAUCCCCUACUUCAUCUGGACCACUCGGCGGCGGCACGUGCUGGACUGUGAUGUUCUCUCCGAGGAUCAAAUGAUAAACCACUAUGCUGGGACUGAGGCCUUUACUACAAAGGUGGGUCUAUGUCUCAAUCUCCGGAAUUUGCCCUGGUUUGCUGAGGCUGAUGCCGAUUCCUUCUUCCCGCGCUGCUACUGCCUGGAGGCUAAGGAUGACAAAAAGGCCUUCAUAGAGGACUUCUGGCUGACAGCUGCCCGCAACGUUCUCAAGCUGGUGGUCAAGUCCGAAUGGAAGUCGUACUCUAUCCAGGCAGAAGAGGAAGAGGCCCUAGAAGACAAGAAGCCCAAGAAACAGGCGAGAAAGCCGGUGUUGGUGUCCUCACAGUUUGUGGAUGAGGCUCUGUGCGCCUGUGAGGAGCACCUUAGCAAGCUGGCCCACGUGGACAUCGACAAGAGCCUGGAGGCCCCGUUGUACCUCAGCCCUGAGGGCUGGUCCUUCUUCCUCCAGCACUACUACCAAGUGGUCCACGAGGGGGCAGAACUCAGGCACCUCAGCACUCAGGUCCAGCGCUGUGAGGACAUCCUGCGGCAGCUGCGGGACACGGUGCCCCAGAUGGGCAUGGAAGGAGAUCACAACAUCUGGAUCGUGAAGCCAGGAGCCAAGUCCCGUGGACGAGGAAUCAUGUGCAUGGACCACCUGGAGGAGAUACUGAAGCUGGUGGAUGGCGACCCCAGCAUGAUGAAGGACAACAAAUGGGUGGUGCAGAAGUAUAUUGAGCGGCCCCUGCUCAUCUUUGGCACCAAGUUUGACCUGAGACAGUGGUUCCUGGUAACCGGCUGGAACCCACUUACUGUGUGGUUCUACCGUGACAGCUACAUCCGCUUCUCCACGCGACCCUUCUCCCUGAAGAACCUGGACAAUUCGGUGCACCUGUGCAACAACUCCAUUCAGAAGCACCUAAAGAAUUCAUGCUGUCGGCACCCGCUGCUGCCCUCAGACAACAUGUGGUCAAGCCGGGAGUUCCAGGCCCACCUUCAGGAGAUGGGGACCCUGAAUGCUUGGUCCACUAUCAUGGUGCCGGGCAUGAAGGCCGCAGUGAUCCACGCCCUGCAGACCGCCCAGGACACUGUGCAGGGUCGGAAGGCCAACUUUGAGCUGUAUGGUGCUGACUUUGUGUUUGGUGAGGACUUCCAGCCCUGGUUGAUCGAGAUCAACUCCAGCCCCACCAUGGAGCCCUCCACGCCUGUCACCGCCCAGCUCUGUGCCAACGUGCAAGCCGACACCCUGCGCGUGGUCAUUGACUGGCGACUGAACCACAACUGUGACACUGGAGCCUUUGAGCUCAUCCACAAGCAGCCCGCUGUGGAGGUGCCCCGGUAUGUGGGUACCCAGCUCCUAGUAAAGGGUGAGGCCAUCAAGAAGCCCCUGGCAAUGUGUCACCGGCGGAUACGGGUCCGCCCAGCUCCUCACCUGCUGACCCAGCAAGACUCUGGGGAAGGCAAGGACUUGGGGACCCUUACCCACAGGUCAGCUCCUAGGGAAGUUGCUGAGGCCAGGAGCUUCGGGCACAUGGAGAAGCCAGACUCCACUGCCACCACCUCGGCCCCCAGAAGGGGUAAGAAAGGCAAAGAGAAAAGUGUCAUAGCCCUGGUCUGCCCCAAUCUCCAGCAGUGGGAGCCCCACCCCGGCAGCACCAGGAUGGGCUGCAUUUUCACCAUGACCUUUGCUAGUGGGGACAGGCAGCCCCACCCCUUGAACAGAUUGCCCCUGAGUCUGAAGAACCCCCAGGCCCUGGCCCCUUGCCACUUCCCCAGCCUCCACACCCAGGCCUGGCUGCCAUCCUGCAAUGUGCUCCGCGCCCAGGGGCAGGACCUCAGACUGCAGUACAGCAAGCCAGUCGGCACUAGGACCCUGUUGACCACCGGCAAGGCCUCCAUAACACUACCUACCACCAAGGGUAGGAUUUCCUUACCACCGGACCCUGAGCUCAAGCUGGCAUCCAACAUCCUGAAACCAAGAAAGGCUGUGGCUCCCCAGCACCUUCGUGGUCCCCAUCCUGGAAGCACCUUGUGGCCUCUACACUUCAAAGCUGGAACUAUUCCUAGCACCCAUACGAAGAUCAAGGGCAAAGGCAAGGUCAAGACCAGACUCUGUGACAAACCCAAGGCGGGCUGCCUCAUGAAGACACUGAGCCUCCCAAGCAAGACCUCUGCUCCUUAGAAAUGCACACCAGGGGUGGAGGGGCAUGGGGGAUGUGAGGCUAGAGGAGCCCUGGCUUCGACCCACACUGCCCCUAUCCUGGAUGCAGCGCCAAAUAAAA
This is a messenger RNA of Diceros bicornis minor, 2685 nucleotides long. RefSeq names its product tubulin tyrosine ligase like 3 (gene TTLL3). Gene Ontology annotation, biological process: cilium movement; cilium assembly; protein modification process. The record is from RefSeq and is a predicted model, not a curated record. Gene Ontology annotation, cellular component: cilium. Lineage: Eukaryota; Metazoa; Chordata; Mammalia; Perissodactyla; Rhinocerotidae.